Prorocentrum cordatum is the source of this 2116-nucleotide messenger RNA. The record is from the annotation of a GenBank genome assembly. NCBI's taxonomy places the organism in Eukaryota, Dinophyceae, Prorocentrales, Prorocentraceae.
GUUCUGAGUAACGCACGAGACGUGAUGUAAAUCGAUGUGUGGGCACGUGUGAGUCACGCUGCGGAAGGUGGCGUGAGGCCACGACUCGAAUCGGUAUACUCCCGCACCCGGGAACCCACCCCUCCCAGGGUCGUUCUGGCCAGUCGUUCGUGUUCCGAGGCGGCUUGCUCCACGUCAACAGAGGUCCUUUUGGAGCGGGGGCCGCCCCGCCGAUGCGCCUUCGCCGCUCCUGCUGGCCUCGCGGUGGAGUGCCCAGGCGUCGGUUGCCGGCGCGGGGGAAAUGUGGCGCACGCUGCUCGCGGCCGCCGUGGGCGCUGCGACGUGCGGGGGCCUACCCCCGGGGCCGAACCUGACGGUCUCGGAGCCCAGGGUCCUCCUGGCGCGCUCCCAGAUGGUGGGCUACCGGGUGGGCUACCCAUGCGGGCAAGAUGUACAUCAUGUCCAUUCCAUCUUGGAGUUUCGGGCUCCCUUCCCCAGACCCCCGAGGCGCAGUGGAUGCACUGCGCCUCGGCCAUCUGGCGCCCCUCCCUAGAAAGUCCAGGGCGCAGUGGAUAGCGAGACAAAUCUUGCCCGCAACCCAGAUGCCGGUCUGGUCGCCAUCAAGGGCAGCUCUGGGUAUCGCUACUGGAUGGACGGCGGGAGCGGGAAGAUCGACGGGAUCCCUGGCAGGCCCUGGAGCUACAUGACCAGCUCGGGAUCUUCUCUGGACGUGGGUGAGCUGGUCACUGGCAACUUCAAUAUUGGGAUAGUUAUCCAUGCCCCGUGUUCGAUGGAUUCGCCUACGAAGGGCCAUGCGUGCGUGAUGACAGCUGGCACGGGGGCAAGGCCUUGAUGUGGGCGGGCAACGUGUACGAGGAUCGGGAGACUGGUGGCAUCCUCAUGUUUAUCCACAUGGAGUUCCACGAUCCGAGGCCAGCUGCUGAGAUGUGCUACUUUCGCUUCGGGCUGGCAUACUCAGACGGCGGCGGCGAGAGCUUCAAGUGGCUCGGCUAUCUGGCCGAGCCCGAGUUGAGCUACGAGCACAGCAUGUUCGGCUCGAAGUAUGGCCGCCCCCGCUGGUUCCCGAACAUGGGCCUCCCGAGCUACGUGGUCAAGGGCGGUCACUUCUACGUGUACUACGGCGACAGCCACGACCUGGACGCCGAUGGCAGAGUGCAGCGCACCGCCGCGGGCGGCGGCGGCAACCCCGACCAGGGAGUCGCGGUGGUGCGGGCCUCCGUCGCCGAGGUCAUGGUCGCGGCGCGCCGGGGCGAGGCCGCGCAGUGGCUCAAGUACUUCAACGGCUCCUUCAGCGAGCCCGCCAUGGGGGGCGGCAGGUUCACGCCGCUGGACCUGUCGCCGCAGGGGUACAUGCACGGGGACGCCGCGUGGUGCGAACCGCUGGGGCAGUGGGUCAUGGUGCAGCAGUCCGGCGGGAGGAUCCGGGAGGUCGGAGCGUGGAGGAAGAGCAUCUUGUUGUCGUUCUCCUCCGAUGCGCUCCACUGGACCGAGUGGCAGCCGAUAUACACGGUCGACUCUGGGGAGGUGGUGUACCCGAGCCUCAUGAGCUUGGACGGGCCCAACAACGAGGUCCUCGGCCGGACUUUCUCGGUGGUCUUCCAGCACCGCGCCGGCGACAGCGCUGCCCCACCUUUCCAGUUCGACGCGGUGAACGUGACCGUCUCCCUCAGCGCGGCCAGUCGGCCAGAGGCGCGCGCGGUGGUCGUGUGAUCGACCUUGUAAGAGUGAUCUUUCGCCAGAGAGGCCUUCUGGUGCGGUAUCGCUGAGCGCGAAGCGGUGGCAGCGGGUUACGCGCCCAGGUUUGGCCACCUCGCGUCCCCCGUUCAGCCGCCAGAGCUGCCCCGCUGUUCCGGUACGACGCGGUGAACGUGAGUCUUUUCCCCGGCGCGGCCAGUCGGCCGGAGGCGCGCGCGGUGGUCGUGAGCCCAGAGAUAUCCCCAGACGCACGUUCUCGGGGGGGGGUCUGUCCAUCCCCGCUGUUUGCUCUCCCGGCGCGGGGGCCCCGCCGACGGCGCCGAGCGCGGCGCCGCCGCGCCGCGGCCGCACAAGGCGGAGGCCGACGGCGGCGCUCGGGCAGAGCGGCGCGCGGCGGCGGCAGGCGCUCCGGCAGAGCGGC